GAACCGGUUCUAGUCCUCUUCACAUUCUAAUUCUAAGCAUUCGCCUUCCGACCUCUUUGGACGGUAGUUUAAGCAGUGGUUAUAGUGACAGUAUAUGUGUUCUGUUAACAUAUUCUUCAGUAUGUGAUUUGUUAAAAUUAUUUUCUUCUAUGAAUUCAAUUACUUCAUUUCCUUACAUAUUCAACUACUAAGGAGGUAAUUUAAUCGCGGCUGCCAGUUGCUAUCUGAGGUGUCUGAAGUUUUGUAAUAUUUUGUUAAUUUUUUUACAUUACCGAUAUAUUACAUAAUAAUGCUGAGUAGGUUUAUCUAAACAAUUGAUAAACGAGAGUCAUGUGUAUGUGUAGUGGAGAACUAGUGAUCAACUACUUAUUUGUUUGAUUGUUUAAAACCAUGUCUGUGUUGCCUUCAGAAACCAGCACUCUAGAUCUCUCUGAAAAUCAGUAUGGAGGAGUUGGUUUCACUCAUGGAUUCAUUGCUUCCUUAGCUGUUAUUGUCGUAUCAGAAAUUGGAGACAAAACUUUCUUUAUAGCGGCAAUAAUGUCCAUGAAGCACUCACGCUUACUAGUCUUUGCUGGUGCUAUAUCGGCUCUUGCACUUAUGACCGUUAUAUCAGUCAUUUUUGGUUACACUGCGAAUAUCAUUCCAAGAAUAUAUAUUACUUAUGUGUCAACUCUGUUAUUUGCUAUAUUUGGAUUAAAAAUGUUAAGGGAAGGUUAUCAUAUGGCACCGAAUCAGGGAAUGGAGGAGCUAGAGGAAGUUCAGUCAGAUUUACACAAACGAGAAGAAGAAUUGGAGAAAGAAAUAUUAAUUCAAGAUGCUGAAAGUGGUGCCAAAAAAAGAGUUAGGACUUAUAUUGUAGUUUUCAAAAUUAUGUUUCAGGCCUUUGCUCUCACCUUCUUUGCAGAACUGGGAGACCGAUCUCAGAUUUCAACGAUAAUACUUGCUGCAAGAGAAGAUGUUUAUGGAGUUAUAAUUGGAGGAAUUAUUGGCCACUCUUUGUGCACUGGACUUGCUGUUAUUGGGGGAAGGUUUAUUGCUCAAAAAAUAUCAGUAAGGACUGUCACUAUAGCAGGAGGAGUUGUGUUUCUACUUUUUGCAUUUUCUGCAGUCUUUCUAGAUCUAACAAAUAGUUGAUUAGGAAUUUUUUGUUUACCUGGAAUGAGCCCUACUCAUCCUUUGUGUUAUGUCUACAAGAAUUUAUACAAUUUAUCAUAAAUCUAUUAGAUUGUCUAUAUCACAGUAAAUAUUUAUGACAUUCUACUGACAUUUUAUGUACUUUUUAAAUAGGUAUAAUAAUCUUCAUUCAUAGUGAGCGUAACAUUCCAAACUAUGGACACCAUCGUUAUUCAUUUUUUGAUGCAUUUAUUUAACCUUAGUACAUAUCAAUUUAGUUUGAUAUUGGAAUUUCAUUCCAUAACGUGAAUGAUAUCUGAUUCUUACUACACUAAUUUUUAAUUAUAAUCUGGAAUUGAACAUACAAAAUGUUUGAUGUAAUAUUUGAAGCAUUGAACAUAUGGAUCUGAAUGAACUGUGAUUGAAUAAUGCAUGUGGCCAAUGCUUGUAGUCCAGAUUUUUUUUAUUUUUGUAGUCAAAGUUAAACAUAUUUACUUCAUUGUAAGAAUCAACUAAAGAUUUAUUUUAUUAUAUAAUGUGAUAUGACGUUAAAAGUAAUGAAUCUUAACUGUCUAUAUUAUGGUAGAAAACAAUACUGUAACAAUCUUAUUAGAAACCAAUUAUUAUAAAUUUUGAAACUACUUAUUAUAAUGUGGUAUUUUUUAACAUCGGUUCAGUAGUAAUGUUCAACAGUUUUCUAAUUUAUUAAGAAAUAUAUUUGUUAGAAACAAAGUACAAAGUUAUAGCAAUGUUAGGGUAUAAAUAUUUGUAAAAAUGGAUCUACAGUAUUCAUAUCUUCGGCAUAAGUGUGAAAACACCAGUCCAAAACCAUUUGAUAUCAAUUUUUUUUUUUUUACUGUAUUUAUUCACCAUAUCAAAUAAUUAACAAUAUUAAUAUUUAUUUUUUUCUACUGAACAUGAUGAAAAUUUAAUUUUUAUAACUUUUUUAUUCCUCUUUGAAAAGUUGAGAUUUGACAGUUUUACAUUUUUGCCGACAAUAUGUGUGUAUAGAAAAACAUUUUCUUCAUAUAUACCUUUCACAUAAGAGACAAUAAGUAUAACUUUUGGGGCCUGUCACAAAUUUAAUGGAGGAUGAAUUCCUCCCAAAAAAGUAUUACUAUGAGAUAUGUAUCUGUCUUUAUGUAUAUUAUUAAAUUUGAUUGGUAAAAUUAUAUAGAAUUAAGAUCUAUCCAAUCAUAAUAUAAAAGAUAUUAAGAUAAAAUUAGAAAUUUUUGAUUUUAUUUAUUAUAAUUAUUUUA
This is a messenger RNA of Nezara viridula (southern green stink bug), 2372 nucleotides long. NCBI's taxonomy places the organism in Eukaryota, Metazoa, Arthropoda, Insecta, Hemiptera, Pentatomidae. The record is from the annotation of a GenBank genome assembly.